This is a messenger RNA of Aphanomyces astaci, 2691 nucleotides long. RefSeq lists its product as hypothetical. Gene Ontology annotation, cellular component: membrane. The transcript is spliced from 10 exons. The record is from RefSeq and is a predicted model, not a curated record. The coding region runs from base 23 to 2635 and encodes 870 amino acids. NCBI's taxonomy places the organism in Eukaryota, Oomycota, Saprolegniomycetes, Saprolegniales, Verrucalvaceae.
AAAACGCUGGAGCAUCCUCGUGAUGUGGCUUCUCCGAUGUAGCCCCUUCAUGGGCCUUGGCCUCUUGGCGCUUUCCGUUGAUGCUACAUCGUACGUUCGCGUCGACGACGAAGUUCGUGUCGAGAGAGCGGCCAUCGCGUCUGUUCUUGAAGCCACAACAACAACGUCGUCAACGGCACAGCCGCUGCCUGCAUUUACAGCUGGCCAGCAAUCUCAAGCCAUCGCACUCAGUCGCAACGUGAUGACGUCGCUGCAAAAACUCCGGGGCGGCACCCCUGCGUUCUAUCAAAAGUUGUACGCUGCACUACAAGUGUACUACUGCGACCACUUGAACAGCCAGCAUCCCCACAUGCCGUCGGACGAGCUCAAUGCGGUGUGGCCGGUCCAAGCAGCCCACAGCGCCCCCGUGCCGCCGUAUAUCCGCCUCGUGCACAAUGGCCACCCCAAUGCGCUCAAAGAUCCUGCCACAGGGGCGUGCAUUCCUUCUCCGUAUCCGUCGCCAAGCGUUGCCGCGCAGUAUGCCAACGGGUAUUGCGAAGUCAUGGCCAAUUGUUAUUGGAACGACAUCGUGAGGAAUGCCACCACGGACCGAUCUCCGACGUACUCGAUCUUGCAAGCCACGGCGCCCACUGACACCCUGCCGUCGUUGGUCUUGGCCAAAGCCACGUUGAUGGACUGGGCGAAAAGCGUGUCGAUUUGUGUCGCCCCGGCGAUCGUGCUCGGGGUGCUCUGUCUCCUAACGACGCUGCUGUUUCUGUGCUGUCGGUGCUGCUGCAACAAGUGCGGCGGUCGCAGCGCCAGUCCCCGCGGCUACUCUUGCAUGCAAAAGACCGUGCCCGUGGUAGUCUUUGCUGUCUUUGGGGGGGUUAUCAUUGGCCUGACCUUGUGCGCGCUCUUGUACAACAACGUGAUUGUCGACAGCAUCGACCGCCUCUUUGGCGACGUACUGGGGCUUGUUCAAGGCAUUGUGGCGUGGAUUCACUCGGCUGAAACGCCCCUCGUCCACGUGCGCGACAGCGUCGAGGGGUCGGUGUCGGCCAUUUCGUCGCAGCUUGUGUCGUCGGGUUUCAUUGAAAACGGGCUGCACGGCAUCGUGGCCCAGCUUCAACAGUUCGCACACGACACGGCAGAUGUGGUCCUGCCCCACGGAUGUGUGGAGGGGGUCGAUGUCAUCUGCAUACCCUGUGAAGUGUGCAGCGAAGUGAAUGUCCAAGCGUCCAAUGCAGCCAACCAAAUGGACGCCGCGGCGGCAGACGGCAUCUCCCAGCUGCAAUCCACACGGGAUACCAUUGUGCGAACGCUCGUGGAUACGAAGGACUCGAUCAAGAGCACGGUAGAUGCUGGCGUGAACGCUGUCAACGGGUUCACACCGCUGUUUCUGGACGCCAACACCACCAUUCGGAAUGUGCAAGUGACGUGGCAAGAGCAAACGGUCACGCGACGAGGUGCAAUUCUCGCCUUGUUUGCCGUGGCCAUUGCGAUCCUCGUGCUGGGCGCUGUUGGCAUCGUGUUGGGCUUAACGCCGCUGCGGUGUCUGGCCAUCGGACUCCACGUUGCGUAUAUCCUUGGCUUUGUGGCACUUGUGUUCCUUUUCGUCGUGUCGGCCUUGUUCCUGGCGUUCAGCGUGCUCCUUGGCGACGCGUGCCAGCUGUCGUCCAUCGUCGCCAGCGACUGGUCGCCUGUGCUUGGCGCGAGUAACGGCGUCGCCCUGAACGCAUGUUUCCAUGACAAAUCUCUCCUCGAGGCGCUUCAGCUGCAGGACGCGCUUUCGUUUGCAGACGCGAUUGAGAUCCCGACCAUCGAUCUGUCCAGCAUGUUGACGUUCGACUCAUUGGACCAGUUUGCACAAGCCAUCUUGUCGGCGGACCCGACGACGUUUGACGUUGGCGUCGAUGCGUCUCAACUCGUGCAAGUGCUCAAUUUGUACACGAAUGGCAACUCGCUGGCCGCCAACUUUCCGACUUUGAGCCGUGAUUGCAACCCCCAUGAUGGCCAGUAUUCGAUCGAGACCAUGGGCGUACCAUGGGAAGCAAAUGGGGAAGGCGCAACAAAUCAUGGAAUGUCCCCCGCCUCAUAUAUAGCGGCACGGUAUGCCCCGUAUCGAAGGGCUUGUGCGGCGACCGUGGUGACCACAUGUGCCCGCAACACACCCUGUUCAUAUGACCAGUUUGUCACCGAGUUGUUCACGAACACAAGCACCGUCCUAAGGAUCUCUUCGGACGCCGUGGCGUUUGUGUCGACCAUGCACGGCAGCAUGCAGCAGUUGCAAAACUACACGAGGACGUUCAAGAACAAUGUGACGGGGUUGGUGACAUCGUUGGACGCGGUGGGCCACACGUUGCAGACGUCGCUGGUCGCAGACGUGACGGCGUUCAAGGCAUCGAUGAAUUGCUCGUUUGUCGCCACCACCUACGGCAGUUUGCACCAGUCAUUGUGCAGUGACCUAACCCCCGCGAUGCUCAUGGUCGCGCUGUGCCUGGUGCUGUCUGGGAUUUGCAUGAUCCCGGUCAACAUUACCUUGAUUUUGCUCGUUAAGCGACUGCGUGCCGGUGCGCGAUUGUCGUCGGACGUCAGCCCAUCGAACAAACAAGACUGCGAAGUGCUCAAGUUUCCCCAAGGAGAUCGACUGAGUUGAGCAUGUGGGGUAGUACAUUUUAGGACUUUUAAUAGCCAACCACUCUUCAAAACGAC